Molecule: messenger RNA, 1523 nt
Organism: Lampris incognitus (smalleye Pacific opah)
Lineage: Eukaryota; Metazoa; Chordata; Actinopteri; Lampriformes; Lampridae
Exons: 7
Coding region: 54-1523 (489 amino acids)
Molecular function (GO): cell-cell adhesion mediator activity
Source: RefSeq, a predicted model, not a curated record
UGUUUGAGGCUUCCUUUAGCCGAGGCCUGCUGCUGCUGUGCUUAUCCCUACUGAUGGUAGUAAGGCUACAAGGUAAGGUAACAGCACCAGAGCGCAUGGAGGCUCCCGUGGAGCUGCCCUUCACUCUGACCUGCAGCGUUUCCAGAGAGAGAGGCGAAUCGCUGAGGCAGGUGCGCUGGAUGGACGUCCAGAACAAGAGCCUGCUGACCUACCAGCCCGGCCAGAAGGACAGCGUGUCCGGGCAGCAGCACGUGGAGCUGGCCCCCUCCCCAAAGGACACCUCGGCCAUCACCAUCCGCAGGGUGGGCUUCCGCGACGAGGGGUGCUACACGUGCAUCUUCGACUUUUCACCUUCUGGCUCGCAGCAGGCACAGACAUGCCUCACCGUGACCUCGCCUAUCACGGCCGACAGCAAUAAGACGGCCGUGAGCGGCAAGAAGGCCUCGCUGUCGUGUGCCUACGGCCUGCCGGAGAAGGUGCAGCAGGUGGCAUGGCGGCACAGCUCCGAGCAGGGCGUGUCGCGUGAGGUGGCGUCCUACGCCAAACAAAGUGACCCCAUGAUCGAGCCAUCGUACCAGGGUCGAGUCUGGCUCAGCACCUCCCUGUCCCACAGCCGGCUCACCAUCCAGCCUGUGGCUAUCCAGGACGAGGGAUGCUACACCUGCCUGUACGAAACGCACCCCGAGGGCCCCAAGAGCGCCACCGUUUGCCUCUCCACUUAUGUGCUGCCCAAACCUCAGGUGAUUUACAAGACCACGUCUCCUGGUGUGAUCGAGGCCAACUGCACCUCCGUGUCCCGUCCCCCAACCGAGAUCGUCUGGAACGUGGAGAGAGAUAACCGAACGAUGGGACCCCCGGUGACUACACAAGUCCCCCAGGGUGACGGGACCACGCUGGUCAUCAGCACGCUCACCGUCCAAUCAGGGCUCCUGAAGGACGUGUCCAUCAAAUGCUUGGUCCAUCACAAAGGUCUCGAAUCGCCGAUCGCAGUGUCCAUGAACACCAAAAUCGGGACGGCCCUCACCAUCCUCAUCUCAGUGACCACUGUGGCAGCUCUCCUGGUUCUGUCGCUCUGCUUCUGCCUUUGGAAGUGUUUCCUGCGCAAAGAGGGUGAGGGAGUGAAAGGCCAGAAGAAGGCCAUCAAUGCCGCAUCCUUGCCUGAAGUGGCCCACGUCCGGAUGCUAACUGGGGAAGAUCUGCCCCCAGUUGCUUCCAGAAAGCCAUGGUCUUUGCUGGCGGGCAUACUGGGCAUAGCCAUAUAUCUGGAUGUUGUUGUGCACGGGCCCACCACUGACAUCCAUGGCGAGCAACUCAACAGGGUCUUAGCAGCCCUAGCCAAGCACAAGCUAGCUAUCAAUACUGAAAAACGUGUCCUCUCUGUGCCAGCCAUUGAGUUUGUGUGGUUCUGGCUGUCGGCAAGCGGCAUAACUGCACUCCAGUCCAACGUGGACGCCAUUCAGGUCAUCCCCGAGCCCAGCUCAGCCACUUAUGUCACUUUCUUCCCCAACACCAACGAUACUUGA